UUCUGGACUAAAGGGUUUGAACAUGUCGCGCCUGAAGGGAGUGGCGGAGCGGGAUACCCGAGUGGGUUUCAGAGCUGAGAGGAGAGACUUCGGUGCUUCAGUACCGCAGGGGCUGUUAAAGGCAGCGAGGAAGAGCGGCCAGCUAAACCUUUCGGGUCGGAAUCUCAGUGAAGUACCUCAGUGUGUCUGGAGAAUAAAUGUGGAUAUUCCUGAGGAAGCUAAUCAGAAUCUUUCAUUCAGUGCUACUGAGCGAUGGUGGGAGCAGACGGAUUUGACCAAACUAAUCAUAUCCAACAAUAAACUUAAGUCACUUACAGAUGACCUACGACUCCUGCCUGCACUCACUGUUCUUGAUAUACAUGAUAAUCAGCUGACAUCCCUUCCUUCUGCCAUAAGAGAGUUAGAAAAUCUUCAGAAACUUAAUGUCAGCCAUAACAAACUGCAAAUACUUCCUGAAGAAAUUACAAAUUUAAGAAACCUGAAAGGUCUAUAUCUCCAGCAUAAUGAACUAACUUGCAUUCCAGAGGGAUUUGAACAACUUUUCAAUUUAGAAGAUUUGGAUAUUUCCAACAAUCGUCUUACAACUGUUCCUGCUAGUUUUUCUUCUCUCUCCAGUCUGGUACGACUCAAUCUUUCCAGUAAUCAGCUGAAGAGUUUGCCAGCAGAAAUAAGUGGAAUGAAAAGAUUAAAGCAUUUGGAUUGUAAUUCAAAUCUCUUAGAAGCUGUACCCCCUGAAUUGGCUAACAUGGAGUCACUAGAAUUGCUUUAUUUGCGGAGGAAUAAAUUACGUUUUCUACCAGAAUUUCCUUCUUCUAGAUUAUUAAAGGAAUUACAUGUAGGUGAAAACCAGAUUGAAAUAUUAGGGCCAGAACAUCUUAAGCAUCUGAAUUCUAUCCUUGUGCUAGACCUGCGGGAUAAUAAGUUAAAAUCUGUUCCAGAUGAAAUUACACUACUACAGUCUUUGGAAAGGCUUGACCUAAGCAACAAUGAUAUUAGUAGUCUACCCUGUUCAUUGGGAAAACUUCAUUUGAAAUUUCUGGCACUAGAAGGAAAUCCUUUGAGAACUAUACGAAGAGAAAUUAUAAAUAAAGGAACCCAAGAAGUCUUAAAAUAUCUGCGAAGCAAGAUUAAAGAUGAUGGACCUAGCCAAAGUGAUUCUGUUGAGACUGCCAUGACACUACCAAGUGAAUCCAGAGUCAAUGUACACGCUAUCGUAACAUUAAAAAUAUUAGACUAUAGUGAUAAACAAACAACUUUAAUUCCUGAUGAAGUAUUUGAUGCAGUAAAAAGCAACAUUAUCACUUCUGUUAACUUCAGUAAGAAUCAGCUAUGUGAAAUUCCUAAAAGGAUUGUGGAACUGAAGGAAAUGGUUUCUGAUGUCAAUCUCAGUUUUAAUAAGCUUUCCUUUAUAUCCUUGGAAUUAUGUACGCUUCAAAAAUUGACUUUUUUAGAUCUCAGGAACAAUUUUUUAAAUUCUUUGCCUGAAGCAAUGGAAUCGUUGAUAAGACUACAAACAAUUAAUCUUUCCUUUAACAGGUUCAGAAUACUACCUGAAGUUCUGUAUCACAUCCCCACACUUGAAACAAUUUUGAUUAGUAACAAUCAGGUUGGAUCUGUGGAUCCUCAGAAAAUGAAGGCAAUGGAAAAUCUGAUCACCCUGGACCUUCAAAAUAACGACCUCCUACAAAUUCCACCAGAGCUUGGUAAUUGUGUGAACUUAAGAACACUACUACUAGAUGGAAAUCCAUUCCGCGUUCCUCGAGCAGCCAUAUUAAUGAAAGGAACAGCUGCUAUUCUGGAAUAUUUGAGAGACCGGAUUCCUACUUAAAUUGGAGUUGUUUUAUAAUCUUGGUCAUGUUAAUUCUUAGACUUCUUACAUUGAUAAGUAACGUUUUUCUAAGGUAUCGUUCAUUCGUAAUGGUGAUAACCACAUACAGUGUUUAUGCAUUUAUUUUGAAUGUUUUGCAUAAGAUUUAUUCUACUUUCAUUCCUUAUAAGAUAGUAAACAAUUUCUUCAAAAGUGAUUUUUUAUUUAAGUUAGUUUGAUAUUUUUAUAAUGAGAAAGCAUUUUUGUAGAAGUGGGAUUUUUCCCACCAUUUCUGUUCGUGUUACAUUUAAUGUGACCAGUUGAUUUAAAUAUGACCAUCUAAUUUCUACCUUUUUGUUAGAUAUAAAAUUGAAUUGAAUUUUAUUCAAAACUGUUCUUUGGCAUUUAAAAAAAUAAGGCUUUUCCUUACCCGUGAUAAGACUUUUGUGAUGUGGUUGGUCUUGGUAUAAGUUUUAAAUUAACAUUCACUGUCUCGCUUUUGUUUUAAUCCAGUUGAAAUGUUUCUUGUCUAGCCUUUUCCCUACAUUUUAUGAAACCAUUUUGUCAUGAUUUCUAAUGUAACAGGAAUAUUACACGAGAUGUAGUUAUUGGCAGAGAAAACAGUAAAAGCAUUGUUUAAGUUGCUCUCAGAAUUUUGAAUUUAAAACUUGACAAGUUUUUUUAAAAUGAUUUCUUACUAUUAAGUUUCCCUACAGUAACCUAGUACUUCUAGAUUUAAGAAAUUUGAAGGGAUUGGAUCUGCAUAUUUUUCCCUCAGAGUGUGUUUAAAAAUAGCUUUUGUUCUUCUUUAAAAAAGUACUGAAGAGCUUAUUUUAAUUCUAUAGAUGUCAGCAACAGAAAAUAACUAAUAACAUAUACCACAUAGAAGUCUUCGAAAUUUCUUAAGUAAUUUAUUAAGCAGAUAUUUGUAUACAUUAUCUACUCUGUUGGUGUGUUCUAAUCCAACCUUGUGCAUUUUUUCUUUUUUAUUUCCAGGGCCUUACUUUUCAAAUUUAUUUCUAAUCUUCAUAAGACUAAACUUGUAGUCAUGUGGAAAUUUUCUAAAAGGGAGUUUGUUACUGGUUAACUUGAUUUAGUAAAAAUAAAGUAGAAAUAUUUUUAUUUAUACCAAAAAUAUCAGAGGUAGGCUGAUCAGUCAUUAUAAAACUUAUCAUGUGAUUCUAUUAAGUAGCCAAUCAACAGAACGUAUAUUAACUUACAUAGAUAGGCAGGUAGGUAGCUAGCUAGCUUUUGGGUGAUUGAGGCAUGCUCAUAUUAUGAAAAAACUCAUUGCUAAUAAAGAUAAAUACUACUGUUCAUAAUAAAAGUUACAUUUUCAAAUAUU
Molecule: messenger RNA, 3152 nt
Organism: Neomonachus schauinslandi (Hawaiian monk seal)
Lineage: Eukaryota; Metazoa; Chordata; Mammalia; Carnivora; Phocidae
Gene: LRRC40
Product: leucine rich repeat containing 40
Exons: 15
Coding region: 23-1828 (601 amino acids)
Molecular function (GO): protein binding
Source: RefSeq, a predicted model, not a curated record